This is a messenger RNA of Plodia interpunctella (Indianmeal moth), 9347 nucleotides long. RefSeq names its product probable multidrug resistance-associated protein lethal(2)03659. The transcript has 36 exons. Bases 291 to 4679 code for a protein of 1462 amino acids. Gene Ontology annotation, biological process: transmembrane transport. Gene Ontology annotation, molecular function: ATP binding; ABC-type transporter activity; ATP hydrolysis activity. Gene Ontology annotation, cellular component: membrane. NCBI's taxonomy places the organism in Eukaryota, Metazoa, Arthropoda, Insecta, Lepidoptera, Pyralidae. The record is from RefSeq and is a predicted model, not a curated record.
AUUUCUUCUUUCAGUUUUCGCCACUCGUUUCUUGUGUCGAGUUGGUUGAAUUUGUACGUUCCUAUCGUAUUCUUAUUUAAAAAUUAGAUAGGUUUAUUGAAAUAGACUCUUGCUUUUCCAUCUAAUUCGGAACCAGUGUCCUGUGAUACAGUGAAUCUGUGUAUUUUUUUAUUUUCAUUUUCGGCCAGCAGACGCUUUACAUCCCAAUAAUCACGCAAUCUAUAAAUAGUUGAACAAGCAUAGUUAACAAGUGAUAUUUUUAAUUUAGACUAGUGUCAUUAUAUUAAACAAUGGAUCCUGGGUACUUCGACACAGUUAGGGAGCAGAACCCGCGGGAAAGGAGUAACCUAUUGGCGAAACUUUGUUUUCUAUAUACAUGGCCCAUAUUCGCGAAGGGGAGGAAAGGUCAGCUCAGCAUAUCAGAUAUGUAUAGAUGUGCCCCUUACCAUCAGGCAACGCCCCGAGGUGACGUGAUGUCAGAGAUUUGGAGUGAACAGCUGCGAAAAAGAGAUAAAGGCAAGAAGCCCUCGCUACUAAAAACAGUACUCAAAAUCCACGGCUGGCCGUUCGUUAUAGCGAAUACUCUUUUUGGGGUACUUGAGAGCAGUACAAGACUAUUAAUACCAGUGUGCCUUGAGGGUCUCAUCAAUUAUUUCACCCCUUCGCACGGGGGUGUGUCCACCACAGAAGCAUAUUUGUAUGCGGCCGGUGUUGUUGGUUUAAUGGCUUUCAAUGCGGCCAUGAUGCAUCCAAUGCUACUGUGGCUAUUGGAGCUGGCGCUGAAAAUCAGAGUCGCUUGCUGCUCGCUUAUAUAUAGAAAGCUGCUCCGCCUCGAUUUAACCGUUGGGGGCAAAGCGUCUGAAGGUUUGGCUGGUCACGUGAUUAACCUCUUGACCACCGACGCGCAGAGGUUCGACAUGGCGUCUCUGUUCCUGGUGGACCUCGUGAAGACUCCGAUCGAGAGCACCCUCAUCAUAUACCUCAUGUACAGGCAAAUUGGGUUCGCUGCACUGAUUGGUGUAGCCUUCCUGUUACUCUUUAUACCAUUGCAAGGCUACCUCGGCAAAAUAUCCAGCAAACUACGUCGCAAAACCGCAGUACGAACAGACAACCGCAUACGACUCAUGAACGAAGUCAUACAAAGUAUAGAAGCCAUUAAGAUGUAUGCCUGGGAAGCCGCGUUUGCUAAGAUCAUCGCGGACGCCAGAAAAAAGGAGAUGAACGUAAUCAAAAAGAUGUCCUGGCUCCGGGCGGUGAUGAUAUCGUGCGUGAAGCUGAACACGAAGGUCGCGAUAUUCCUCAGCAUCAUAUCGUAUUUGUCGUUCGACAACGAUCUGACUGCGGCGAAGGUGUUCGUCGUGUUCGCCUACUACGAAAUGUUGAGAUAUACUCUAGUGGAUUUCCUCCCCCUCGGCAUAACGUUCACAUUAGAAGCGUACGUGAGUCUGAAGAGGAUACAAGAGUUCCUUCUGCUGAGCGAGGUCGAUACCAAGGACGGGGUCGAUCUGAAGAAGAUUGAAGUCGUUACCACCAAUGGGGUGUUCGAAAAGAUCGGCAACGGACAACAAGCCUACAUUCGGUCGGAAAGCAACUUGGAGCAACCCAAACCACAGAAUCUGGUCGUGAUGAAGCACUUCACCAGCCAUUGGAAGGUCGAGGGUGAAGAGAAACAGGUGCCUGCGCUAUGUGACAUAAAUUUAACGAUAAAACCGGAUUCCCUAACGACAAUAGUGGGCACAGUAGGCUCCGGCAAGUCCACACUAUUGCAAGCUAUACUGCGCGAGGUGGCGCCCACGGGCGGACAUCUGGAGGUCGGCGGGGUGGUUGCUUACGCGGCCCAGGAGCCGUGGCUGUUCGAGGCCUCGGUAAGACAAAACAUCCUGUUCGGUCAACAAAUGGACCUGCGGCGGUACAAGCAGGUGAUCAAGUGUUGCCAGCUAAAAACUGACUUAGACAUACUGUCGCAUGGAGACAAAACUAUUGUUGGAGAGAGAGGGGCUUCUCUCUCCGGUGGUCAGAGAGCUAGGAUAUCGUUGGCGCGGUGUGUUUAUCAAAAUGCUGACCUGUAUUUACUUGACGAUCCCUUGGCGGCAGUCGAUGCUAAGGUAGCCCAAGCUAUAUACGAAGAGUGUAUUAGAGGUUUCCUAAGAGAUAAAGCUACAGUAUUGGUCACCCAUCAUGUCCAGUACGCGAGGCAUGCUAACGUCGUCUGCGUCAUGAGGAAAGGGGGUAUCGUUGCGCAAGGCACGUAUAACGAACUAAAAACAAGCAUGGCGGACUUCAAGGAGCUUAUUGAGAUGGGAGAGAAGGUUGAAGAGGAGAAGCAGAAGGCGAAAGCUCAAGUUAUGCAAGAGACCAUCGUAUAUAACGUGAUGGUCAACACAGACGAACACAAAGCUGAUUCGAAAAUAAAUGAUCACACUUACAAGCUUCGAUCACAGCGGUCCCUGUCUGAAGCGUCACAGCUUUCGUUCAAUAUGGAUUUGGAUAACAAUCUAGAUCCAAAAUAUGAAGGUGAAACCCAAAGCAAAGGCUCCGUAGACAGCAGCGUGUACCUCUCAUACAUCAAGAGUGGCGGGAAUAAAUGUUACAUGACGUUGUUGUUCGCGCUGUUCAUACUGGCGCAGAUAUUUUAUGCGGCGACCGACGUUUGGCUCAAAGAGUGGGUGAAUCUAGAAGAACGGAACAAUGCAAUAAUCUCCGAAUUUAGAAGCAAAACUAGCGCAUUGAACGGCUCCAUCGGGAAUAGUACGGGAGUUCCUUCGGUACCAGAGGUGGUAUACACAGAUAUCCCUACGAACUACUUCCACUUGACCCGAGAGCAGUGCGUCUACAUCUACGCUUCCUUGAUCGCCAUUUGCGUUUUCUUCACGUGGAACAAGUUGGUCGUGUUCUACAAUACGUGCAUCCGCGCGUCUGUCAGUCUGCACGAUGCCAUGUUUAGGGGUGUAACGAACGCGCCAAUGUGGUUUUUCCACCACAACCCUUCGGGACGAAUCCUGAACCGAUUCUCCAAGGACAUGGGUCAGAUCGACACAUUGCUGCCAAUGGCGCUAGUUGACUGUUUAGGGUUCUUCCUCGAAGUGGUUUCCAUUCUGGUGGUGGUGUGCGUGGUGAACUGGUGGCUGUUGCUGCCGACCGCGCUGGUGGCCAUUUUGCUGUUCAUGCUGAGGAAUCUCUUCCUCAGCACCAGUCGGGAGCUCAAGAGGAUCGAGGCUAUUGCUCGAAGCCAAUCGCUAAACCACGCAGCGGCAACAGUGUCGGGCCUCACCACCAUCAGAUCGACUCGAGAACAGCAGCGCACUCUGGUGGCAGAGUUCGACAAGCUGCAGGACCUGCAUUCUUCGUGCUGGGCGGCGGUGUUAAGCACCAACCGUGCGUUCGGCUGGUGGAUGGACAUGCUGUGCUGUUUGUACCUCUUUGCUGUCACCUUCAGCUUCUUACUCUUCACUAGAGAAGACACUCUUGGUGGCAACGUGGGUCUGGCUGUGACGCAAGUGAUAGGGUUGGUUGGCAUGUGCCAGUUCGGAAUGAGGCAAACGGCCGAAGUCGAGAACCAAAUGACAUCUGUGGAAAGAAUCCUGGAGUAUCAGAAUCUACCAUCAGAACAGCCGAUGGAGAAAGACCCACUGGCUCUGAAGACCAAUCAUCCUAGUUUGGACUUCGAUAAGUGGCCAACGAAAGGUGAAAUAGUAUUCGAAGACGUGAGCCUGGAGUACGAGCGGCCCCCGAAGAAGGAUCAAGAGCAAGGCGAUGUGAAGAAGCCGGCGCCGGCGCUGCGCGGCGUGAGCUUCAGCGCCGGCGCCGCGGAGAAGGUGGCGGUCGUGGGCCGCACCGGCGCCGGCAAGAGCUCGCUCAUCAACGCUCUCUUCAGACUAAGCCGUAUAACCGGUAAAGUGACAGUCGACGGCGUCACAGCCGACGAGGCUGGACUCCGUUGCUGGCGAUCUAGACUGUGCGCUUUGCCUCAACGCCCGGCUUUGUUCGCCGCCACGUUGAGGGAUAACCUAGACCCUCAGCAUAAAUACAGUGAUGCUGAGAUAUAUGCUGCUUUGGAACAGGUGGAGCUUCUCGAGCUGGUGUCCAACAUGGCGGCGGGGCUGAGCACGCGGGUGGGGGACGGCGGCGGCAACCUGUCCACCGGACAGCGGCAACUCGUGUGUCUCGCUCGCGCUGCGCUUGCGCGGUGUACUGUGCUCGUAUUGGAUGAGGCUACUGCCAGUGUGGACACUGAGACAGACAAGCACAUACAGAACACGAUUCGCACGAAGUUCGCGAACGCGACGGUCCUCACGAUAGCCCACAGACUGAACACCGUGAUGGAUUACGACAGAGUGAUCGUAAUGGACAGAGGGCAGGUGGUGGAAAGCGGUCACCCGUACGAGCUGCUGACGCAGACGCCGCACAAGACGCAGGAGGUUCUCAAGAGGAAUGUACUCUCCAAACCACAGCAGGCGCCGCUCGCCAUUCCAGAAAACUUUACAUUUGAGCCGUCCACACACGAGGCCAGCGAAAAGAAUCGCAAUAGAACUUUUUCCACCAGAUCAGAAGCGAGUGAGUCGGAAAAUGGCGGGAUAUUCAACAUGCUUGUAGAGCAAACGGGCAAGGAGACGGCCGCCAUGCUUUACAAAAUGGCGGAAGAGAGCUAUAAGAAUAUGUUGAAGAAGAAAAACUCAUAAACAGCGUCACAUUCCUAAUAAAAAAAAAUUACAUUGUCUUUUCUGUAUUAACUAUUUGUCGAAAUAAGAAUUCGCAAAGUAGAUUAUGGUAUUCAAAUCGUAUUUGUAAUCAAUUGGUAAAUAUAUUUGGGUAAUACCCACUUUAUCAUAAUGGUCUAACGCAAAAUGUUCCUUGUGCAAAAUGAGCGCUCGACGCAGAAUAGACACUCCGCGAAUGGACAUUCGCAAAAUGUGCAUUCGAAUUUGUAAAACGCAUAUAAAAGAUGCUUGUGAUAUGUGAAAUAAGAAAGUUUUACAUUUUGCACUUUUUUGCAAAGUGCUCGUUCUGCGUCAAAUGCUCAUUUUGCGAAAUCUCCAUUUUGCGUCAGAUUUUAUUAUACAAUAAUAGAAUUCAUGUCGCAAGCUAACGGAACAAUGUAUUGUAAAACAGACAAUCAAUAGUUCAACUAAAAAAUUAUUCAAAAUAAUGUCUUCUUUGUUUAAAAUUGUGUGCCCAUAUAAUUCUAAUGCUAUGUCCACAUCGAGUAAAUGAAAUGUAUUCAACGGCCAUACUGUUGUCUCUUUCUGUUGUACCAAUCACAGUCUUGCAGUGAGCGGCUUUGUAACUAAAAUAAUAACCAAAUUUUCUUUGCUCAGUGUGGACAUAUUUACCCACAUUUAAAUUAGUUACCAUUUGUACUAUCAAAAAUAAUUUAUUUUUUACAUUUUAUAUUAUAAAGAUUGUGAACCGUUCAGAACGGUGUCGCGAAAAUUAUUCGAAUUUAUCAAUGAGCAGUAUUCAUUAUUUUAAAAUUUUAUUUAAUCAUUAUUAAGUUAUUCGCUUUAAGUAUUUUGUUUUUUGGAAUUAUUUAAGCUGUAGUUAUGAGUCUGAACUUGAAUACAUGUAUCGGGCUGUUAUAAAAAUAAUAAUUGAACAAAUCAUUUAGAUUUAAAAAGAACUGCCGAUAUUUCAAAUCGUAAAGGAAUCUAGAUUAUGUAAAUUUUAUCAUGUUUUUUUUAUAGCUUUUCGCAAUAUUAGGACACUUUAAAUUAGGCAAUUAAUAUUUACAGCAGGGUUUAUUCAUGUGAAUGGAAAAUAAAUAUAACUCUUAUUCAUAAAGAAAUAAAAUUUGUUUUAGGUAAAUCUGUCCUGUCUUGUCUCACUUUUUAAUAUUUCACAUUGAACAUAAGAAACAUAUUUUAAACAUACGAGUUUUGAGUAUUAUUAAUUAAUAAACUAGAGUAGCAAUAAUAUCGAUAGCUUGCAAUGACAACAAUAUGAAUGCUAUCGAUAAUUUUGCUUCAUAUCGAUUGUCUCUCAAUAAUGGGAUAUCGAUUGCCAAUAUAAUAAAAUAGGCUUUAACUUUUUAUGAAUAAGAGUGUGUGUAAGUUUGUUCCGAUUGUUCUCCUCAAGUGUGCUCUUCCUUUACUGAGAAAAGUCCAAAUAGUACUUUUUAAAAUAUUUUUAUAGUACUUACAGACUGUGAAUAUGCCUUACCUCAUAUAAAUUAGUAGUUUAGACGGAAAAUUCAAAAUUCUCCGUAGUCUAAGCAUUGUAUUUAAUUCGGUGCUAUGAUGUCAAGUUAGCAAUUAUUAUUGUAUUAUUAACAAUUACAAUAAUAUUGUUUUUAUUUCUACAUUUUUUCCAUAUCAACAAACAGUGGCUGGACUAACAAAUAAUAAUUGUAUGUAUGUUUAUUUAUCGUUUUCUCGUGAAGAAAUCGCAAGUUUUUUACUAACCGAAACAGUUUUGAUGCAUUUACUUAAUACGUACUUAGGUUAUAAAGAAAAAAAUUAAUUUGACGUCAUACUAAAGGCCCGUGCACACCGCAUCCUUUUGCAGCACGAUUGUAUGGAAUUUUUCGCAUGUACACGACAAAAUUCUAUUAUAUCUGUAGUCAGUUAUUUUUAUUAUUUCCACGUGAAAAGGUACCUUAUGGAGGGCGCCAUAUGGGAGCCAACAACUUAUGAAAAAGUGAAACGCCAUAUGCGACUUCCCUACAUAAAGUAUUAUUUCUCACUGAUUCUCACAUAGACACUCACUACGCAGUCGCGACUUAGUAAACGAUACUUAUUUGAAACUUAUACUUAAAUGCCUUUAUUAGGGUGCUAUUUAAUUAAGUGUCGUAUGAGGUAUUAAUAAAUUAAACUUUUGUCACGUUAAAGAAUGAUUUAAUCAUGUGUUAUAUAAUGUAAACGCAAUUUUUUAAAUUGAAAAACGCGAAAAACUUAAAUAUCGUGUGUUUAAGCAAAAGAAUAUUUCAUUUCUAAAAUUGAUAUAAAUUAUAUUGUUGCUAUUUUUUCUAUAUUUCACCGAUUAAACCUAAAAAUAGAAUCACAAAUUGCUUCUUAAAAUCGUAUAUUUCUUUUUGUAUAAAAAAUAAUUUAAGUAUAGAAAAAUCGAAUAUCCUUGAUGGUUCACAUCUAUUUCGGAGGUCAAUUUUUUGUGUGAUAUUUUUAUAAUAAAGACGUAAUUAUUUGCAAAAAUAGAAAUCCAUAUAUUGUAACAUGGCACAUAUUUUUCCCGCUAAUAGUAAAUCCUCGUAUUUUUACAUUUAUUUAUUAUUUUUAUUAACAUCAAAAUAGUUGUAUGUGUGCAAUCAUUGACUGUGAAUUUAAGGUUAAGAAUCUAUUUUCAUGUCACUGGUAUCGUAACAUAACACUUCAGUCAUCCAUUUCAUUUAUCUAAAACUCCUACCUACUUACAGUCAUGUUUUCUUGUAUCUAUGCCCCAAAUUGUAGCCAAUUUUACAACAUUUAGAAUGUCAAUUGCCAUUAUGUGAUAUUUCCAAUGCAUCUUAAAUAGUGUUAAUUUUUAUAAAAAUCUAUUUAUUUUAAACAAAGUUACUUUAUGUCGAACGUAUUCUCAAGUUUUCUAAUGUUUUUAAUAUACUUAAACUUUAUAUUUUGUAAACGCGCCAUAAUUUAAUACGUUCAGUAUUUUUUGAUUUCGUGAUUAGUUUUACUGUAAUUAUGUAUAGUAGUUAAUUAUAUAAUUAUUUCCCAAUUAUGUAGUACGCGCUUCCAGGUUUUUUAUUAAAAAUCUACCAAUUUCGGCGGCGGUUGUACAUUAUGUGAUAUAGAAAAUAAAUAUAUUUUGAAAUAAUACAUUGUUUUAUCUGUGAAAUGUGUAACGACAGAGCUGUCAAUGUCACCAAAAUGCCGCCUUUUUAUGUCAAGAGAAAAAGCUGUCUUUUACAUAGGCACCUACAUUGGGAUUACUCGGAGACGACGAAACCAGAGUACAUUUUUAUAUAUACUAUACGAAACCAAGAUUCUAUUUUUGUUGAAUCCUUACAUUCCCAUAUUUCUCAACAUCAUAUUUUUUCACGAAGCUUAAGAAUUGUUGCACAUGACAAUGACAUCGGACACACAGAUAUAAGAACAUAACUAAUGUUCUUAAAUCUAUAUAACUAUGUACGCAUGGUAAAAUCUGAUGUGCCCUCCCAUCAGAUUUUUAAUGGAAACCUACCCCCCAUUUAGGUACUUAAUAGUCAUUUGUUCCACAUACCCUGUGGAAUUUGUCGCCCAUCGACGCAUCCAAACCAAACUAGCCUAGGUUAUUUUUUUAAUAUAGGCUAAUCUAAUGCAUAUAAUAAAGCAGUUCUUAUAUAAAUAAAAUUCAGUUUUAUAGCGUACAAUGCUUUAUUCAAUAGAAACAGACAAGGCAGAAAGUAUAAGUUUACAUAGUGAAAAAGCUCACAUAAUUUAUUUACAUUCUUGACCUCUCAGUUAGCGGUCUACGCAGAAAGUCCCUUCCGCAAAAUGUCAACAUGUAACUUUUGGUCACGUUUGGAUAACGUCAUUAUCUGAAAAUAUAAGGGCAUUUCCACACAUCUUAUGGCUAUACUGCGGUGUGACUACAACUAUAUCCUACAAAAUUUAAAUUUUAACAAUAAUAUUUGGUUAGACAAAGAAUUUCAGUCAUAAUUGAAAGUAAACUACAAUACUAAAAAUCUAUAUUACUUUGAAAGCAAAAUAGAACAAUAGGAAAAUAUGUACACGAUUACAUUUUUAUGCAAUUUUCGAACUAAGGCUACUGGGGUAUUAUUUAAUCUGUGCUAAGGCACUAAGUGACCAAUUAUAAAAUUGUAAAAAAUAUAAUUUUAUUAAUGUUCUUAAAUGUUGAAAAAUGACCAAUUCGCAAAUCGAUACAUACACAUAGAUGGUCAGUUUAAUCAACAAAAUCGUCAUUUUGCGAAUAAGGCAUUUUACGAGUAACAUUUAUGUGAAAUUCAAAAUUAUGACAGGACAAAAGAUAUUCACAAAACCCCGCUGAAUCGUUAAUUCAGUUUAUGACGGUCGUCAAAUAAACGUACGUCGACCGUUAGGCGGUUUACGAAAUGAGACACCAGGUCGUGCGGGUCGAAUGACCACGCAUAAAGAAAAGAAUAUGCAAGCACAUACAAAAUGUGAAUUUAGCAAGUAUAUCGCGCUGCGAUGUCGUCAAAUACACAAUUAUAUUUGUUAUGUAAUUACAUUGAUUAAUAUUUUCUCAAACAAUAAGUAAAUAAAACAUUAGAAAUGGGAAAAUUUAUUAAAUAACAUUUCAAAUGAGAAUAGACGCCAUACGAUUAGAUAAAUUAGAAAUAAAAUGAGCUAUGUACACUCCGUUAUUUCUUACGAGUUCAACAUGUAAACAAUCUUCACAGUACAUAUUAAUGAAUUUUGAUUUUAAAAAAAAACAAA